CAAGGCGUUCCUCUGCCCGCGGGACCGGUCGAGAAGAGCAAACGCAUUACAACACCCUACUUAACCAAGUAUGAGCGCGCUCGGGUUUUGGGCGCUAGAGCCCUUCAACUCUCCAUGUCAGCUCCGGUAAUGGUGGAACUCAGUGGUGAGCGGGACCCAUUAAAGAUUGCGGAAAAGGAACUGCGCGCAAACAAGAUUCCGAUAAUCAUUCGUCGUUACUUGCCCGAUGGCAGUUUUGAAGACUGGAACCUGGACGAGCUGAUUUUGGUUGAAUAG
Dibothriocephalus latus is the source of this 276-nucleotide messenger RNA. The record is from the annotation of a GenBank genome assembly. Lineage: Eukaryota; Metazoa; Platyhelminthes; Cestoda; Diphyllobothriidea; Diphyllobothriidae.